This is a messenger RNA of Neospora caninum, 3330 nucleotides long. Its product is annotated as putative 3',5'--cyclic-nucleotide phosphodiesterase. Gene Ontology annotation, biological process: signal transduction. NCBI's taxonomy places the organism in Eukaryota, Apicomplexa, Conoidasida, Eucoccidiorida, Sarcocystidae. Bases 1 to 3330 code for a protein of 1109 amino acids. Gene Ontology annotation, molecular function: 3',5'-cyclic-nucleotide phosphodiesterase activity. The record is from RefSeq and is a predicted model, not a curated record. The transcript is spliced from 16 exons.
AUGGAGGAGCGACGGCUCUUGAAGGGGAAUUCACAAACCCCGAUCAAUCCCUCGGAGGCUCAUUCAACCGAGAAUGAGUUGCUGCCGCCGAAAAACGAUGGCAAUUUUGCGCACGGUCGCUCAAAUGCGACCGGAGCUGCGUAUGCUCCGAGUAACAUAAGCGUGGGUAGCAAAGCGACCUCGGUUGCACCCUCCAGGCGCUCUCCCCGAGGCGAACCACCUGCCGAGCUCAAGUCAAUUUUGGUCAAUCGCCAUCUGAAGCCACCUGAAGGCGAUGAGGAUGCCCAUGAGAAGGGCGAGGGCGAUGAGCUCACAGGCCCUCAGCUUUUCGGAAAGAAGAGCUCUAAGGGGUGCUGGGAGCGGUUCAUGGACUUCAUGAUGCCCCUCUGGGAAAACGAAGUGAACUUUGUCCUCAAGGAGGAAUCUGAAAAACAAGCAUUUACAGAACGAGACCCGCGGUCUGUUCGAUCGAAACCCCGGUUUUUUUCGCAGACGAUCAAACCACAGGAAACGGAGGCGACGACAGUGAAGAGCGUCACUUCCGCUGUAUCUGCGUCUUCAUGUACAACGAGCGGCGAACAGUUGAAACGCCGACCUCUGCGGACGAGCCUGAACUUUUGGGGUCUUAGAUUUUGUGACAAGAAGAUCGAAGAGGAAUUCGAGUAUAACAAUACUCGACUGUUCAAGUAUAGGAAUGCAUUCACCGGAGUUGUAUGCUUUGCCGUCACUGCGUUUGAUUAUAUUCUUUUCCUGCUGGCUGCCAAUUCCCCUGUGUACCUAUCUGGAUCCCCCGCAGCAUUCUUCGGUUUCCAUCUCUUGUUCAAUUUUACCUUCGUAUCUAUCAUUUGGUUCAUGUUCAGCUACAAAAUUUCGUUUGUCCAGCCGCGGCAGGAGCAGUCGAGUUACAUUAUUGUCACUAUGUCAUAUGUAACCAUUUGGAUUAUUGUUUUCGCCACGAAAAUACAACUCUACUGGGGCGACGCGUGGAAGAUGCUCGGCAAGGAUUUUCUACCCCUCAGUUUGAACCUGUAUAAGGAUCCGGACUAUCAAAUGAAAAAUUGUAUCAACGACCCUCGAUUCGCCUUGUUUGUCGUCCUGAAUGAGAUCCUCCUAAGCAGCGUCGCGGAUGCCUACUACUAUGUCAUUACUCUCCUGUUCUCUGGCAUACUGCCGUCAAGGAAUCGUUACAUUGCAAUUCAUCAAACAAUCCUCGUGAUCCUGAACUGUAUCGUCACCCUCAUGGGCGUGGGUAGAUUUUCAGUACUGAUUUUCCCCGCCACGCACUCCCAUGUUAUUCCCGUCGGCCUUCGUCUGUUCUUCUCAAGGCUGUAUCGAAUGAGCACGAUGGUGACAUGCUACGUGCUCGGACUGGCGGGUGAAUUCCUGGGUGAAGUGCAGCGCCGCGGCCUCUUCUACGAGUGGUAUACGAUGAGGAAAAAACUGAUGCAAAUUCACCAGGAGAGGAAGAAGGCUCAGAAGAAGCAUGCCACUAGCGGGCUAGAUGACUUACGAGCGUCUUUCAACGAGAUUCGAACCAUUCUCAUGCAAGCCAAGCUGCGCUGUAAGGAGUACGAUGUGACCACGGAGGUCAGCCAGGCGCUCGAGCUCGUGGAGGAAGCGAUGAAGCUUCUCACGAAUUCGUGGAACUUGUACACAGUCCAGGUGGACGACACCCUGAAGCAAGAGGAGUUCAUUAAAGCCAUGGACGUGGAGCCUCGAGUCAAAAGGAUAUGCCUUGUCUCUGGACCACAGGGAUCGUCUCGGACUGCAGUCAAGAGCCUGUUCGAGAAGGGUGCAUCGGGUUCAGCAUCGUUUGACGACAAAAACGCUGUUGUGAAAGCUUCCUUGGAACUUCCAAAGAUGUCCGGCGUACUGGCGACCAAAUACACUAUCGACCUUCUUCCCGUGGUUGGCAUCGACAUCAGCUACAACAUUCUGGAGUUCAGCAAACAGUGCCCAGACUCGGUUCUGUCGGAGGUUGGCUACGUCUUGCUGAGUCGAAUCGUCUGUGACUGGGGAUGUGAAGACAAAGUUCUUUGCCAGUUCCUGCACACAGCUCAAAGCCUGUACCGAGACAAUUCCUAUCACAACCAGAUUCACGGUGCAAUGGUGGCUCACUAUAUGGGUUGUUUGCUUCGCGCCCUCGGAGUCAACCGCGAAAUGAACUCCAUCUCCGCCGCAGCGUGUGCAGUGGCUGCCCUCUGCCACGACAUCGGUCAUCCGGGCAGAAACAACAACUUUUUUGUUGCCUCGGGCGCUCCGCUGGAAUUUAAGCAAGUUCGAGCAAACAUGAUCGACCUAAUUCUCGCCACGGACAUGAAAACGCAUUUCGACUUCCUUAGCCGGUUCCGGAACCGGCGCCAGGCUGCGGGUUUCAAUUUCCACAAAGUCGCGGAAGAUCAGUGGCUGGCUGCGGAAAUCUGCAUUCGCGCGUCCGAUCUCGGGCAUGCGGUGACUGAAUGGGACCAGCACUUUGAGUGGGCCUCACGAGUUGUCACUGAAUUCUAUCUCCAGGGCGAAGAAGAACGCCGCAUGGGCUUGCACAUCUCGCCUCUCUGUGACCGAGAAGAUCAUCCGUCGUUCGCCAAGUGCCAGCAUGGCUUCCUCGGCUACGUCGUCAAGCCUCUUAUGGUUGAAUUGGGUGAAUGUGACCUGUCGCAAAAGAUCAUACCGCAGCUGAUGCACAAUCUCGAGCAGAAUAUGGCGCGAUGGGAGGAAUUUACGAACGAGGGCGUCAACGUGGUUUUGUCUUCUGCCGCGCUCGCGUAUGAUAUCAAGGGACAAGGUGUUGAUGUUGACCUCGACAUCCAUGUGCUUACCGCCAAUGACAUUUUAGCGCCGCAAGGCCACAGUGGUGCUGAUUUGGGCCAUUCGCGACACUCAAUAUCAAGACGACGUGACUCAGAAAUGCAGAACAAAACAACAUUAGGAGCCUCUGGCUCAGAUAACGCUGACGAUCUCAGCUCGAAGCUGAAGCAGCAGCUUAUUCAACAGCAGCGGGAUUUCGAAACCCAGCAACAGAACUUGAUGAAGCAAAUCAUCGAACUGAAAGAGAAAAUCGCCGUAUUGACAGCGGAGCUGAACCGCCAGCGCGCUCGAGUGGCGGCUCAAGAAUCAGCAGGGGGCCGCCAGGAUAAUGCUCCAAGGUUGGAGGGACGUGAAAAUGAGGAGCAGAGCAAUCGUCUUCUCUCCGAGUCGAGCAUGGUGAAGAAAACGUCGCAAAGUAGCGUGGUUAACCUUGGCUCAAUAACAGCGAAUAGUCUUUUCAGCGGGCACAAAAAGUCCGACCGAGAGAAGAUCCCUGAUAGCGACGAGGAGGGUUCGUCGUGA